CUUCCUAAGACCCUAGUCUCUUUUGCUGUUGUCGUCUCCUCAACGCAACAUCAUUAUCACCAUCACUAUUUAAACCCCUCUUAACCCUUUUCCUCGUGUUCACUUUUUCCCCAAUCUCACACCUACCUUGCUAUCUCCGUUCAACUACCUCAUCGUCUUCUUCCUCCUCGAUCAUGUCUCACUUCAAGGGCAAGUACCAUGAUGAGCUUAUUGCAAAUGCUGCCUACAUUGGCACUCCUGGAAAGGGUAUUCUUGCUGCUGAUGAGUCGACAGGUACGAUUGGUAAGCGUUUGGCCAGCAUCAAUGUAGAGAACGUUGAAUCCAACAGGCGUGCUCUUAGGGAGCUUCUUUUCACUGCUCCUGGUGCUCUUCAAUACCUCAGUGGAGUCAUCCUCUUUGAGGAAACCCUCUACCAGAGCACAGCUUCAGGCAAGCCCUUUGUUCAGUUGUUGACGGAGGCUGGUGUGCUUCCUGGUAUCAAGGUUGACAAGGGCACCGUUGAGCUUGCUGGGACCGAUGGGGAAACCACCACUCAGGGUCUGGAUGGCCUUGGUCAGCGUUGUGCCAAAUACUAUGAAGCAGGUGCACGAUUUGCCAAAUGGCGUGCCGUGCUAAAGAUUGGUCCCAACGAGCCAUCAGAGCUCUCCAUCCAUGAGAAUGCCUAUGGCUUGGCCAGAUAUGCUGUCAUAUGCCAGGAAAAUGGGUUGGUUCCCAUUGUUGAACCCGAGAUCCUUGUUGAUGGACCUCAUGACAUUCACAAGUGUGCCGCUGUCACCGAGCGUGUCCUUGCAGCAUGCUACAAGGCUUUGAAUGAUCACCAUGUUCUUCUUGAGGGAACUCUGUUGAAGCCAAACAUGGUGACACCUGGAUCUAAAUCUGCAAAGGUUGCUCCUGAGGUGGUUGCUGAACACACUGUUAGAGCCCUGCAGCGAACUGUGCCUGCUGCAGUUCCUGCGGUAGUUUUCUUGUCUGGUGGACAGAGUGAGGAGGAGGCAACCCUCAACCUCAAUGCCAUCAACCUGGUUAAGGGGAAGAAGCCAUGGACACUCUCUUUCUCUUUUGGAAGGGCACUUCAACAGAGUACCCUUAAGGCAUGGAGUGGAAAAGAUGAGAAUGUGAAGAAGGCUCAAGAAGCCUUAUUGGUAAGAGCCAAGGCUAACUCGGAGGCAACUCUUGGAGCCUACAAGGGCGAUUCAAAGCUUGCUGAGGGUGCCUCAGAGAGUCUCCAUGUUGAGGACUACAAGUUUUCGGUCCUUCAACCUCAACUGCUCGGCCAUCCAUGGCCUCAAGUACGAUCGUCAUAUCGUACGCUCGUCAAUGUCGCCCCUAACAUCGAUCAUCUUAAUAGCGAUGUUAUUUUGUUUGCAGAUGAGCUUAUUGCAAAUGCUGCCUACAUUGGCACUCCUGGAAAGGGUAUUCUUGCUGCUGAUGAGUCGACAGGUACGAUUGGUAAGCGUUUGGCCAGCAUCAAUGUAGAGAACGUUGAAUCCAACAGGCGUGCUCUUAGGGAGCUUCUUUUCACUGCUCCUGGUGCUCUUCAAUACCUCAGUGGAGUCAUCCUCUUUGAGGAAACCCUCUACCAGAGCACAGCUUCAGGCAAGCCCUUUGUUCAGUUGUUGACGGAGGCUGGUGUGCUUCCUGGUAUCAAGGUUGACAAGGGCACCGUUGAGCUUGCUGGGACCGAUGGGGAAACCACCACUCAGGGUCUGGAUGGCCUUGGUCAGCGUUGUGCCAAAUACUAUGAAGCAGGUGCACGAUUUGCCAAAUGGCGUGCCGUGCUAAAGAUUGGUCCCAACGAGCCAUCAGAGCUCUCCAUCCAUGAGAAUGCCUAUGGCUUGGCCAGAUAUGCUGUCAUAUGCCAGGAAAAUGGGUUGGUUCCCAUUGUUGAACCCGAGAUCCUUGUUGAUGGACCUCAUGACAUUCACAAGUGUGCCGCUGUCACCGAGCGUGUCCUUGCAGCAUGCUACAAGGCUUUGAAUGAUCACCAUGUUCUUCUUGAGGGAACUCUGUUGAAGCCAAACAUGGUGACACCUGGAUCUAAAUCUGCAAAGGUUGCUCCUGAGGUGGUUGCUGAACACACUGUUAGAGCCCUGCAGCGAACUGUGCCUGCUGCAGUUCCUGCGGUAGUUUUCUUGUCUGGUGGACAGAGUGAGGAGGAGGCAACCCUCAACCUCAAUGCCAUCAACCUGGUUAAGGGGAAGAAGCCAUGGACACUCUCUUUCUCUUUUGGAAGGGCACUUCAACAGAGUACCAUUAAGGCAUGGAGUGGAAAAGAUGAGAAUGUGAAGAAGGCUCAAGAAGCCUUAUUGGUAAGAGCCAAGGCUAACUCGGAGGCAACUCUUGGAGCCUACAAGGGCGAUUCAAAGCUUGCUGAGGGUGCCUCAGAGAGUCUCCAUGUUGAGGACUACAAGUACUGAGAAAAGUUGGUUCUCUUUAGUGCGGGGUAGGAAUCGGGUGACAACCGAAUUUCUUGCUAAUGAGUAUUGUGGUUUGACUCCUCCCAGAAUAAUCGUUUGAAAUUUUGCUUUUUUGUUUUAGUGUUCUGCAAUAUCAUUUUAGUUUCAAUGUAUUGGUCAAACAUGCGCAAAUGGAGGGGAUUUUAAUUUGUUUUCUUGGAAGACACCACCUUUCUAAACGAAGCUUUGUGUUUACUUACAA
Molecule: messenger RNA, 2658 nt
Organism: Vigna umbellata (rice bean)
Lineage: Eukaryota; Viridiplantae; Streptophyta; Magnoliopsida; Fabales; Fabaceae
Source: RefSeq, a predicted model, not a curated record